AUGUUCACCAACCAGAUCGGAAUGGGGAACACUCUCACCACUGUCGGCGUCAUCGGAGAAUCUUUCGGCCUCAACAACCAGGGCCAGCUGUCCUGGCUGAUUGCUGGCUAUAGUCUGACCACUGGCACAUUCAUCCUCAUUAGCGGCCGACUGGGAGAUGACUUGGUUUUCCCUGUGAUCCCAUCCGGUUUGACCUCAGCCCUUGCCGUGGGUAAGUUGCUCGGCAAGAUUCCCGCUUCGUGGAUCAUGGUCAUUGGACAAGUCGCCUAUCUCGUUGGAUCCAUCCUUGCAGCUGCUCGACCGGUGGACUCAAUUUAUUGGACUUACUGCUUCUUCAGCGUCCUCAUCAUCACCAUUGGUAUGGACACCUCCUUCGCUUCAGCCACGAUCAUCUUUUCAAACGCCGUUCCCCAACGAUACCAGGGUAUGGGCGCAAGAAUAGACAUGACCGUGGUCAACUAUAGCAUAUCGCUUGGCCUCGGCUUCGCCGGUACCGUCGAAACCAAUAUCAACCAUGGCGGAUUGACCAGGUCUGACAUGCUUCUCGGCUACCGUGGUGCUCUGUGGUUUGCAGUUGGAUUGGCCGGGCUUAGUUUGGUCCUUGUCUCUUGUUCGUUGAGCACUGGAAGAGCAGAUCUAAAGCCUGAGCCCCAAAAUUUCUAA
Molecule: messenger RNA, 663 nt
Organism: Cladophialophora bantiana CBS 173.52
Lineage: Eukaryota; Fungi; Ascomycota; Eurotiomycetes; Chaetothyriales; Herpotrichiellaceae
Exons: 2
Coding region: 1-663 (220 amino acids)
Cellular component (GO): membrane
Source: RefSeq, a predicted model, not a curated record